Molecule: messenger RNA, 1116 nt
Organism: Plectropomus leopardus (leopard coralgrouper)
Lineage: Eukaryota; Metazoa; Chordata; Actinopteri; Perciformes; Serranidae
Product: interleukin-1 receptor accessory protein-like
Source: RefSeq, a predicted model, not a curated record
GUUAUUGACAACUGGAUGACAUAUAUUGACACAAUUGGAAUCACAAGACUGAGAGCAGUAAAUUAGUCAGCAUUCUUGGUUUAUGUAACUAGCGUGUGUCAACAAACAGCCCAAAACAUGUGUGGGCUAGUUAGUGAGGAAAUCCCCUUGUUCACGCAUUUGAGUGGGCGUAGGGAAGUGAAUUAUCUUGGUAUAUAUAUGGGAAUCCCAAACAGGCAGUUAACAGCAACGAGGUCUCACUGGAGGAGUCAAUAUGAACCUGUCGUCUGCCAUCAAAGCUUUUGGAUCUCUGUGUGUGCUGCUUGCAGAUGCAUUACCAGUUUCCAAGGAUUAUUCUCCAAAGAUCAUCGGGCCAGAUUGCGUCAAAAUAAGAGCUCAUCCAGGUGAGCAGCUGUUUCUUCACUGUGAAGCGCUUACAAACUGCCAAGAUGUUGCACUCAUCUACUGGCUCGUCAAUGACUCUUUCCCUGAAGACACCCCCAGCAAUGACAGAAUAAUAGAAUCAGAGGAAUCAUCUUUAGAGGACGGUGCGAUCCUGAAGAGGAGUUUGCUGUUGAAGAAAGUCACACCAGAGGACCUGAAAUCCACCUUCACCUGUGUCGUGACAAACACUGCUGGGAUGAGCAGAAAGAAAGUAACUUUAACAGCAGCUGUAAGUAGCAACUGUAAUGGAGGAAGAAAGAGAAAACACAAAAUAACACGACAGUAAAAAACUAAAUACUCUGAGACAUGUUUUACUUGAAAACAAUUUUAGUCAGCUCUAUCUUUGAAUGUACCUUUCUGUGUCAUGCUGCUGCUGGGUUGGUUAACUAUGCCAAAGAAAAGUUAUGUGAAGAAAUGUACAAAGCUUGGGGUCCAUUUGGUUCCACAAUUGUCCUCAUUUUACCUUGAUGGCUUUCCAACAGUGAGAACAAUUUUGCAAAAUAUGCAGAGAAACUCCCUCUCAUCUUCUGGGAGGGAAUAUGUUAAUCCUCUGAAGCCUGAGCAAACAGGUUUAAAUUCUUACAAAAACACAAGAAGAAGGCGACUAGCUACUUAAAUGGCAAAUUUCCUGAUAUAAAUAUACAAAGAAAAUAAAUAAAAUAAAACAAGAAAGUACUUAAAGAUUAAUACAGU